UUUUCUCUUGACCAUCAACAAGAUGGCGGCCGGCGCGUACCAUCUGACUGCUUUGGCACCUGUUGGAUGGUACCACCACCAAAACGUGUGCAGUACCACCAUGCAAAUUAUUUAUGCGACAAGAUUGGCCCUCGAGUAGCUCCCUGUGGCAAACUUUUUUUCCCACUGCGUUUGCUGUAAAAAACCCAUUAUUUGCCGGAUUUGGCUCUUCUCGUGGGUUCCCCUCGCCCAUUGUUGGUAUAAUGGCCGCCUUGAUCCGACUUCCCGUCUCUCCGCCACGCUUGCUACACCUGUACAGGUACCACGUCUCGGGCGCUUCUUUGCCAGUUUUGUGCGCGAUUUUUGCCCAAAUGUCGGGAAAUUGAGUAAAAAUUUAGUGAAAAAGUAGUGCGGGAUGACCAAGGGGAAGAGCCACAAGCCGAGGGCGCUGUUCCAGGUCGCUAAGGUCCUCUGGCAUUUGGACAUUUUCCGGCGCAGUUUCCGGGACCUUUCCGGGCACGCUUGCAUGGCGGAUUCUUGCAUCUUCUGCGCCUUAAAAGAACUCUUCUCCCAGUUACAAUUCUCCAAUGAGACUGCUCUCCCUCCCGACGCUUUGCGUCGAGCUCUUGCUGAGAGCUUCUUCGACCAACAGCGCUUCCAGCUGGGCUUCAUGGACGACGCAGCCGAAUGUUUCGAAAAUAUGCUCCUCAGAAUCCACAUGCAUAUAGCCCAUGGUGAAGCCGAAGAUAUGUGUAAUGCCCGCCAUUGUAUCCCCCAUCAAAAGUUCGCAAUGACACUAGUCGAACAAAGUGUAUGCAACUCGUGCGGCGCCACCUCCGAGCCGCUUUCCUACACCCAGAUGGUCCAUUACGUGUCCACGUCUACCUUGGUGUACCAAGUGCGUACGACGAGGCCUCAAGGCAUUAUCGAACCUUUUGGGCAACUUUUACGCAAGGCUGGGAGCAUGGGCGACAUAAGGGUGUGUCCGAGUGCGUGUGGUGCUGUUAUCCAAAUCGGCCGUACUUUAAUGAACCGGCCUGAAAUCGUCUCAGUUGGCUUGGUAUGGAAUUCGGAACGGCCUACUUUGGAGCACAUAAUGGAGGUGUUCUCGACCAUUGGUACCACCCUCCGACUGGGGGAAGUUUUCAACAGUGUUAUCGACAGUCGUUGGGCUGAAACUUCCGUCCAUACUUUAGUCGGAGUUGUGACUUAUUAUGGCAAACACUACUCAACGUUCUUUUUCCAUACCAAGCUGCGAGUAUGGAUUUAUUUCGACGAUGCUACAGUUCGUGAAGUGGGACCACGGUGGGACCAAGUGGUUGAUAAGUGUCGCAAAGGGCGGUACCAACCCCUUCUCCUACUUUACGCCCUUCCGGAUGGUACUCCUGUUAAUACAGAAAACGCCCCAAAACAAGUGGUACCAUUCUACGACAAGCCGAAAAAAUUGGGUUUGCGACGUUCGGUGACUCCAAGUCCCGAAAAACCAAUCAUUGGUACCACCCGACGGGCCAUAACCCCGAACCCUGAUGGUACCACUUGCCAGAAACCCCCCCUACCAAGGAGUUACAACGAGUACCAGAACUUAUCCGUGAUUCAGAGUAAUCUCUACCCGGAACCUCACCGUAACAUCCACAGAACCCUAAGUAAUGGUUCAUCGAGUGGUACCGAAGGCUUGUUCCGUGAUUACCCGAACGUUCCUCGAACCCGUGAUUCGGGAAACUGGUCAAGUGACCGCAACAGUGCCUCCUCCUCCUCCUCCACGACCAUGGAGAACCCCUACUUGUACCUCGUGGGUAAAGUACCGGAACCCACCCAACGAAACGAAUCAUCGAGUAGUACCAGCAGUGGGGUUUACGACGUCGGGUACGACUCGUACUCCCUCUCCUCCAACGAUAGUAGUACCAUGACCACCAUCCAACACAUGAUGAAGAUGGGUCAUUUGGCCAAAAUCCCGGAGGAUUACAACCCGGGUGGGCAGGCGCAAGUGUCGCAAAGUUGCGACGUUUUGUGCGACGAAGCCGACGAGCUUUUGGUCAAAUCGCGCCAAUUGGAAGAUGACCAUGACCUUGUCCUUGCCUUGGCUUUGUGUAAUGCAGCUGCCACCAAAGCCAGAGCCGCCAUGGACGCCCCUUACAACAACCCCCAAACGCUGACCUUGGCCCGCAUGAAGCACAACACUUGCAUAAUGCGUGCUAGAAGCCUCCACAGACGAAUGACCCAAAACCAGGCCCAAAACAAGGACGUCCCUCCCGAAAUCAGACACACACGGGAGGGGAGUUCGGGGUCCUGUGGGAAACACUCCCGUCAAAGUUCACACUCCAGGCAGAACAGUAAGGAGAUUGUGGAGAAACCGGCCAAAAAUAUCGAGAUUUACGCCACUUUGCCCAAAAAGAAGAAAGUUGUGAGCAUUGAAGACCAGGAGGAGGUUUUGUACGAUAAACCCCCAGGUCGGGAGAGUCGUAGCAUCUUCUCCCGCAAGAACAAGGAGAAGCGUUCGAGGUCCGAAGACCGCAACAAAGUCACAAAGGAGUUGUCUAUUGCCCCCGAACCCCCCAAAAAGGAGGUUAAGACAAAGAAACAACACAAGAUCAGACGGAAACUUCUGAUGGGGGGGCUAAUCAGGCGAAAGAAUCGCAGUAUGCCUGAUUUAACCGACACUUGUGAGAAGGAAAAACCCACGACCACAGUUGAUGACAGUAGGGUUGGCCUGAACGGUGGUAGUACCACCGAUAUGUGUGGGUACUUAUCGGAAGGUCACCUGGAGUUCACCAACCCCAACCUGGAACGCAGCAAAUUGAUGCGGAAGAGUUUCCAUGGUAGUGCUGGUAAGAUUCUGACCGCGGCUAAAGUACCACCCCCUCCACCGUUACGUACCACCUCCCAACUGACGACCAAUAAGGAGUAUUACCCCCUCUACCACAACCUGGUCGUGACACGAGCCGACGUCCAUCAAGAGGGCGUGGACGAAGUCGAUUGUGCCCCUCCUUCAAACCUCGACCUCCCCCCUUAUCCCAGCCCACUAGGCUCAGUGAUACACUCACGCCAAGCUAGUGAAGAAUUCCCCCCACCACCACCCCCACUUGACUUGUCCGCAUUGGACGAACACUUGAAACCCCCAACUCCGCCCCCCACCCCACCCUCAACCCUUCUAGCUGAGCUGCAAGUCAAACGACAGGAGAUCCUAGCACCUGGUGACACCUGGCUGAAGGAACUCCAAGCCAAACAAGCCGCCUUAAGAAAGAAACAAGAGAGUGUGGGUUCCCCCGGGACGUCAGUCCGCGACUUGGCCUCAAAAUUCGAAAACAUCCAGGUGUUUGAGGGCCAAAAUGGCGUCGUCACAGCCCGGAAACGCGACGAUUUUGACAUCCCGCCCGAAAUUCCCGACGAAAAACGCGGGAAAAAGAAAAGUGUCUCGUUCUGCGACCAAGUGAUCCUAGUUGCCACAGCCGAGGAGCAGGAAGACGACAGUUACAUCCCGAACCCGAUCCUGGAACGCGUCCUGCGCUCAGCCAUGAACAAGCCGGAAACGGCCGCCAUUCGCCAGGAAGUCCGGACUUUACGCCAGGAGAUGUCCCCGGAGCCGUUCGUGCGUCGCAACUCAAUGGACAACCUCCUCUCGCGGCAAGCCCCGCCCCCUGACCCCCUCUACUACAACAACUACGCCCAGUCGCCCUACCAACGAAUCCCGCAGAACUCGCCAGUUUACAACGCCCCGCCCUCCUACCCCCAGUACCAGUAUGUCCGGCCGCCGGUGUAUCAACAUCCGCCGUCGCCACGCCCCGUCUAUCAAGAGCGCGUCCCGCCGCUCCACCCCGAGUACACGCCCUACCAACCAAUCCCGCGACAGUUGCUAAGGAAAAGUGUGAGUUUUGAGCCGGGGACGAAAGGCGGGGCGGAGUCGCCCACUCCCAAGGCGGUGGUCACGCCCAUUGUGGUCAAUAACGCCAAUAAUAGCGUGCCCACGGGGAAGACCAAGUGUAAUCUGUGUAGGAAGAAGGCGGUGGUCUCGGCCAACUUGUACUGCACGGAUUGCGAGUUUUACAUGUCGAGGUUUAAGCCGAAAAGGUAGUUUUUAAGGAAGUGUGAAGUGUAAUUUAUUUGGAUCUCACUGUACAUAGGAUUGAUUAUUGUAAUGUUUUAUAUUACGUGAUUAUAAUAAAAGAGUUUUUCAAAUA
Molecule: messenger RNA, 4154 nt
Organism: Tribolium castaneum (red flour beetle)
Lineage: Eukaryota; Metazoa; Arthropoda; Insecta; Coleoptera; Tenebrionidae
Gene: ec
Product: echinus
Exons: 5
Coding region: 395-4048 (1217 amino acids)
Biological process (GO): protein deubiquitination
Molecular function (GO): cysteine-type deubiquitinase activity
Source: RefSeq, a predicted model, not a curated record